AUGUCUCGCCCGAUCCCCUUCUCCGAACCCCUGUACCUCUGUGGGUUACCCUCGCCCUACUAUACGCCGUCCCACCUCCGUUGGCAGAAGGCGUGCCGAGCAUUUGUCACCAAAAACCUCCAUCAAUACGCCUUAGAAUGGGAGCGUGAGGAGACCGUUCCUCCUCAUGUCUUCCAGAAGUUUGCGGAUGCAAAUAUGCUCCUCCCGAAUUUAACAGCAGCAUUGCCAGUCCAAUGGCUGAAGAGAUUGGGCAUAAAUGACAUACUGGGCGUAGUGAAGGUCGAGGACUGGGACUACAUCCAUACAGCUAUUUUCUGCGAUGAGAUGUCACGGAGCGGGUUGACGGGGCCCGGAGCGAGUCUAACAACAGGCAUGGCGUUUGGCGUUCCUCCACUACUGAAGUUUGGUAGCCAGGAUCUGCAAGAAAGGUCCAUACCCGAGCUUCUACUGGGGAAGAAGAGGACGUGCAUUGCUAUUACGGAGCCUGGAGCGGGAAGUGAUGUGGCUGGCAUUGAGACUACAGCUGAGAAGACGGAGGAUGGAAAAACAUUAUGUGGUAAAUGGGACGAAGAAAUGGAUCACAAACGGGAUAUGGUCGCACUACUGCACUAUGGCUGUUCGUACUUCUGGGCCUGGCCCUGCAGGUCUGUCUCUUAUUGUGGUUCCUCUCCUUGA
Molecule: messenger RNA, 675 nt
Organism: Letharia columbiana
Lineage: Eukaryota; Fungi; Ascomycota; Lecanoromycetes; Lecanorales; Parmeliaceae
Exons: 1
Coding region: 1-675 (224 amino acids)
Molecular function (GO): flavin adenine dinucleotide binding; acyl-CoA dehydrogenase activity
Source: RefSeq, a predicted model, not a curated record